Clupea harengus (Atlantic herring) is the source of this 3951-nucleotide messenger RNA. RefSeq names its product collagen, type XXVIII, alpha 1a (gene col28a1a). The coding region runs from base 14 to 3709 and encodes 1231 amino acids. The record is from RefSeq and is a predicted model, not a curated record. Gene Ontology annotation, molecular function: serine-type endopeptidase inhibitor activity. The transcript has 36 exons. NCBI's taxonomy places the organism in Eukaryota, Metazoa, Chordata, Actinopteri, Clupeiformes, Clupeidae. Gene Ontology annotation, cellular component: extracellular matrix.
UGGUGUGUGUAACAUGCGGUGCUCUGCAGUGCUGGUGUGUGUGGGUCUGCUGCUGCUCUGUGACUCUGCUGAAUCUCAGGGACGACGCAAGAAGAAGGAGAGGGCCCAAAACCUCGUCAUUAGAGAUGAUGGCAAAACUCUGGUGUGUCCAGUGGAGGUGGCGUUCCUGGUGGACAGCUCGGAGAAGGCCAAGGCGCUCCUGUUCGAGCGCCAGCGGGACUUUGUGCUGCGCUUCAGCACGCGUCUGAUGCAGCUGCAGGUGUCGGGGUGGCGCGUGCGCAUGCGCCUGGCCGUGCUGCAGUACAGCAGCUCCGUGUCCGUCGAGCACAACUUCCGCGACUGGCAGGACCUGGACGUCUUCCAGAGCCGCGUGGCCGGCAUGUCCUACAUCGGCCACGGCACCUACUCGGCCUACGCGCUGUCCAACGCCACGCAGAUGUUCGGCCAGGAGACGGCGCGCAGCAGCCUGCGCGUGGCGGUGCUGAUGACGGACGGCGUGGACCACCCGCGCAGCCCCAGCGCGGUCUCCGCCGCCGCCGACGCCAAGAACCACAACAUCCGCGUCUUCGCCAUCGGCCUAUCGGGACAGGCCAAGGACAUGAUUGGCAGCACCAGGCUCCGGUCGGUCGCCACGGCGCCCCCGCAGCAGCACGUCUUCAGCCUCACCGACCCGCAGCUGGACGACAAGCUCUUCAGGGAACUGAGUGCUUCCGUGAACGCCGGAUGUCCGCAGCCCCAGACCUGCCAGUGUGAUAAGGGGGAGAGAGGAACUCCAGGAAACCCAGGGAAGCCCGGUGAUCCUGGCUUUGAUGGAGUCCCAGGGCCUAAAGGAUCCAGAGGGGAAGCUGGGAACCAUGGUCGACCAGGCAUAGAUGGCCUUGAGGGAAGGUCGGGCUCAAGAGGAGACAAGGGAGAGAGAGGAGAGUGUGGUGCCCCUGGAACAAAGGGAGAUCAAGGAUCUGACGGACCCCCUGGCCCAAGAGGACCUCAGGGAGAGCAGGGACCCAGUGGUGGCCCAGGUGACAUCGGACCAGAGGGGCCUUCAGGUUCCAAGGGAGGGCGAGGGCCCAGUGGAGUGGCUGGCCCCCCAGGAGAUCCUGGCAUCGGCUUCCCUGGCCCCAAGGGAGACAAAGGCAACCAGGGCAGACCAGGACCCACCGGCCCAAUCGGGGUGGGAGAACCGGGCCUACCGGGACCUUCUGGGCCGACUGGAGUGCAAGGAAACCAGGGCUUCCCAGGAGAGGGCCUUCCAGGAUCCAAAGGUGACAGAGGGUACGAGGGGCAGAAAGGCUCACGUGGAUCCCCAGGGGCAGGAAUCCAGGGUGAUAAGGGGGAGUUUGGAGAGCCUGGCCUGCCCGGCCUGAUGGGGUUCCCUGGGGCAGGGAUUCAAGGAGAGAAGGGAGACCAUGGUCCAGUGGGUCCCCCCGGCCUCCGAGGGUCCCCGGGGAUGGGCAUCGUCGGCCCGAAGGGGGACCAAGGCUUUCCAGGAGAGCACGGACCGCAGGGAGAGAGAGGGGUCGGAGAGCAAGGGCCAAAGGGGGAGCCGGGGCCCGCGGGCACUGCAGGGAUCCCUGGGUUUCCAGGAGAGGACGGAGCCGUGGGGCCCAAGGGGGAGAUGGGCCUACCUGGGCCACGCGGGCCGGAGGGAGCACCUGGGAAAGGCCUACCUGGAGAAAAGGGUGACCGUGGCGACAGGGGCUCUCGAGGCCUCCCAGGAACCCUAGGAUCGGUGGGGCCCGCAGGAGCCAAGGGGGAGCCAGGCUCAAUGGGCAUGAUUGGAGUUCCAGGCCCACCUGGGAGAGGCGUACCUGGGCCUAAGGGUGACACAGGCCCAGCAGGAGCCCAAGGGCCAGUAGGAGAGCAAGGAGUGGGGAUCCCCGGACCAAAGGGUGAUAGAGGAACUCCUGGACCACUGGGAUCACCAGGACUAAAGGGAGAGGGCUAUCCAGGGCCCCAGGGCCCCCCAGGACUGACAGGAGAGUCGGGGGAGAUGGGACCCGAGGGGAAGGGGAUCCCUGGGCCAAAGGGUGACAGGGGAUCCCAUGGCUCUCCAGGCCCGUCUGGACCUCCUGGGAUCGGACUGAUCGGUGAAAAGGGGGCGGUAGGCCAGCCGGGGCCUGCAGGUGUACACGGGCUACCAGGAGAGGGCAUCCAGGGACCCAAGGGUGAACCAGGGUUUCAGGGGACAACAGGACCACGAGGACCCCCAGGAGAUGGACACCCUGGAGAGAAGGGAGACCGGGGUAACCCUGGUGAGCGCGGGAGGAGAGGUGACAGAGGUGAAUUAGGCCUGCCGGGGCAAACUGGACCAGCGGGGUUACCUGGAGAGAGGGGAGGGGCUGGAUUAUCUAGAGAGGAGGUGAUCCGGAUCAUAAGAGAAAUAUGUGGCUGCGGUAUCCGUUGCCGUGACAGCCCUCUGGAGCUGGUGUUUGUGAUUGACAGCUCGGAGAGCGUGGGUCCAGAGAACUUUGAGGUGGUGAAGGACUUUGUGAACGCGCUGGUGGACCGCGCGGCGGUGAGUCGGGAGGCGACGCGGGUCGGGGUGGUCCUGUACAGCCACGUGGACCUGGUGGUGAUGAGCCUGCAGCAGAACCAGGGCCGGCAGGAGGACGUGAAGGCGGCGGUGAGGAAGAUGCCCUACCUGGGCGAGGGCACCUUCACGGGCAGCGCCCUGCGCACCGCCACGGAGCUGUUCCAGGCGGCGCGGCCCGGCGUGCGCAGGGUGGCGCUGGUGCUGACGGACGGGCAGGCCGACCGGCGCGACGCCGUGAAGCUGGAGGACGCGGCCGAGCAGGCGCACGCCGCCGGAGUGGAGGUGUUCGUCAUCGGCGUGGUGAACAGGAACGACCCGCUGUACGCCGACUUUGCCAACGAGAUGAACACCAUGGCCUCCGACCCCACCCAGGAGCAUGUCUACCUCAUCGACGACUUCAUGACCCUCUCCACGCUGGAGAGUAAGCUCCUCAGCAGGAUCUGUGAGCAUGACGACGGCUCCCUGUUCAGGCCCGUCCCAAACUUCCUGUACCCCAAGGGCCACAGCCAAACUUCCCCAGGCAGGACGGACAAACCCACCUACGACGACAGUGACCUCUAUCGUCCUGACAACGACCUCUACAGACCCGACAAUGUCCCCUAUCGUCCUGACAACGACCUCUAUCGGCCUAACAAUAAGCCCUAUCGACCUGACAGCGAGCUCUACCACCCUGACAAACAGCCACAGCCUCCAGUGGAGCCGGAGCGCCCUCCAUUCCCCGAUCGCUCGCCGACAUUCCCAGACGGCACGCCGACAUUCCCAGACGGCACGCUAGACGAGAACGAGAUCGAGAUCGACAUCGGCCACACGCCCUCCCUGUACGAGGGGCCGAUCCACACGUUCCCUGAGAUCACCGUGGAGUCGCCUCGAGAGGUCAUGUCGGAGGUCGUCGCCAUGGUGAUCCCCCAGACGCCAGACACUAACUGGCACUCGGACCCGGCGACCCCCCCUCCCGUGUCCACCCGCUCCUCACCCCCGCAACUGGCGGACGGAUUAGUGCAGGAGCCAGGCUGCGGUCAGGACCUGGACCCGGGCCCGUGCCGCGAGUACGUGGUCAUGUGGUACUUCGACCCGGAAGCAAAUUCUUGUGCCCAGUUCUGGUGGGGUGGUUGCCAGGGCAACAGGAACCGUUUCGAGUCGGAGGAUCUCUGCAGGAAAGCCUGUGUGAAGACGUAACAGACAUCCUGAUCAAUAUUGUGCCCAGGGGAUGGCGCAGCAGAGCGCGUCCCCGUUUGAUGACGUCAUACACCAGCGUGAGUUGGACACACUUAUGAAGGGACGAUGGCAGAAGUCCUUUGGGAAAAGACACUGAAGAAAACACGGAGACAACCUCUGACAAAACCUUCAAUGUUCUCAAUAUACAGUACCAGUCAAAAGUUUGGACACAAAAGUGUUUUCUUUAGUUUUAUUAUUUUCUA